AGCACCAAUUCUAAGAAUUACAGUUGAAGAAUAUUAGGAGAUCAUCAAUGGCGGCUCAAGAUGAGGUGAUAUUGCUCGAUUUCUGGCCAAGCAUGUUCGGGAUGAGGGUGAGAAUUGCCCUGGCAGAGAAGCAAAUCAAGUACGAGUACAGAGAGGAAGACACAUUCGGGAGAAAAAGUCAAUUGUUGCUUGAGAUGAAUAAAUCGCACAAGAAGAUUCCAGUUCUUAUCCACAACGGUAAACCUAUAGCCGAGUCGCUCAUCAUUGUUGAGUAUAUCGAUAAUGUCUGGAAUCACGCCCCUGUCUUUCUUCCUUCUUCUGAAUCUCAUCCUUACGAGAGAGCCAGAGCUAGAUUUUGGGCUGAUUACGUCGAUCAAAAGGUACUUAAAUUUGGAUCAAGAACAUGGACCACAAAGGGAGAUGAACAGGAAAGAGCAAAGAAGGAAUUUAUAGAAAUUUUAAAGAUGCUUGAAGAAGAAUUGGGAGAUAAGCCUUACUUUGGAGGUGAGAGUUUUGGCUUUAUGGACAUAUCACUCGUCACGUUUUACCCUUGGUUUUGUGCCUUCGAGAAAAUUGCAAACUUCAGCAUUGAGCCCCAUUGCCCCAUACUCAUUGAAUGGACCAAGCGUUGCAUGCUCAAGCCUUCUGUAGCCAAUACUCUUGUCGAUCCCAACAAGAUCUUUGACCGUAUAACCACUGUCUCUAAACUUUAUAAUUUCUUCUACACUUGAUGCCCGCAAGCAUAGACAUAUAUAUAUAUAUCAAUUACUUAAAUAAUAUGUUCGAUUCCAACCAUGUUUUUACUAUUUGUUAGAUUAGAUAUAUAAACUGUUGUUUCAUUUAAUUUUCAGGAUUCAAAUAUCAAGUUGCGUAAUAAAAGUGUGUCAGUUUGAUAAUAAAAA
Carica papaya (papaya) is the source of this 902-nucleotide messenger RNA. RefSeq names its product putative glutathione S-transferase parC. Lineage: Eukaryota; Viridiplantae; Streptophyta; Magnoliopsida; Brassicales; Caricaceae. Gene Ontology annotation, biological process: glutathione metabolic process. Gene Ontology annotation, cellular component: cytoplasm. The record is from RefSeq and is a predicted model, not a curated record. Gene Ontology annotation, molecular function: glutathione transferase activity.